AUGAUGCUCCUCAAUGGGCUAGCUCUCGCUGGCCUCGCCGGCCUGGCUUCCAGCGCUGCAACACACGAACAGGCCGAAGUCUACAUCCUCAGCUCGAAGCACGCCGCCUCUUCAUCAUCAUCAUCUCUAGCAACACCCAGCCUGCCCCGACAGCUGGCCCGCGAUAUUCUGUUCCAACGAGUCACCGGAGAUCUGCAACUCAAGGACCUCUCCAGCACCAUCGUCGGCGACAGGGUUCUCUCAUAUUUCGACCAGUACGGCAGGAGCCCGAGGCCUCUGUUCGGUGGAUCCUCCGAGGAUGUCUCCCCAUCACAGCUGGUUGUGCUGCUCGAGGGCGUCACAGAGGACAAUGCAAGGACGCUGAGAGAAGGACUUCAGAAAGAGGAUUACGCGCCCGCAUUCAAGAUCGAGGACGCGCCGUCAACCAAGGCCAACAAGCACCUUGUUGAUGUCGAGUUCGCUGCCGGUGGCGUUUCUGGAUCAUGCGAUGUUGCAGCUGCCAUCAACCCCUACGACAGCUGCUGGAAGGGCAUGUCCCUGGUCGUCAAGUACGACGCCGCGAAGGACCCCGAAGCUCUUCAGGCUCUCGUCGACAGCAUCCCCGCUCUGUCCAAGUCCGUCUUCUCCAACAACCUUGAAGCGACCCUGAUCCUUCUCCCCGAAUCGUCUCGCGCCUCCAAGCACUCGUACUGGACCACCGACGCCCCCACCGACCUCCGCCGCCGCUUCUCGGAUGAGUCCCCGAUGAGCGACGCCAAGGUCGAAAAGGUCACUGUCUCCCCCGGCAGUGGCGGCGUCGAUCUCGGCAUCACCCCGGGUGCUGCCGCCAAGGGUGACAAGAUGAACCUGGGCUGCUUCACCAGCCAGAACUCGUGCGUCACCGCGACCAGCAACUGCACCGGCCACGGCACAUGCGUGGAUAAGUACGCCGUGCCGGGGCAGGAGACGCGCGAAGGCGACAAGCAGUGCUUCGUGUGCAGCUGCCUCAGCACCAAGAAGUUCCCCGACAAGGAGAACAGCAAGCACGUGCACUGGGGAGGGGCCUACUGCCAGAAGAUCGACGUCAGCUCGCCGUUCUGGUUGAUCGCCACUACCACGGUGGUUCUCGUGGGUCUGGUGACCGGGUGUAUCGCCAUGCUCUUCAGCAUUGGCGAGGAGAAGCUCCCUGGUGUGAUUGGUGCCGGUGUUUCUAGGUCCAAGUAA
This is a messenger RNA of Diaporthe citri, 1203 nucleotides long. RefSeq lists its product as uncharacterized. NCBI's taxonomy places the organism in Eukaryota, Fungi, Ascomycota, Sordariomycetes, Diaporthales, Diaporthaceae. The record is from RefSeq and is a predicted model, not a curated record. The transcript has 2 exons. Gene Ontology annotation, cellular component: endoplasmic reticulum. Bases 1 to 1203 code for a protein of 400 amino acids.